AUGAAUACAUCUGCAGAAGGAGCAGAGCAGGGCAGGCAAGAUCCCCACUGGACGUCGAGGACGAGGAUCUUUGGCAUGGAGGACGGGUCCGAGUUCUGGAGUGGGUCAACCCUCACGCCCACCAAACAUAUUGACAAGGUGGUCUUUGGAAGCAACGCGGUCUGGCGCGCGUACGCAAAGAGCCAUGGAAAGGUUCUCUUGGUUGAUCUGAGCUCCGGACGCCAGGAUGGCCGGGAGUUCCAACAUUGUGUGAGCUUUGUUGCAAAGGACGAAGACGGCGACAAUGCCUACCUCGCGUUUGGAUACAUGCGAAACAAGACGAUUGAGGACUUCAUGUGGCUGUUUGAUAUGAUCAAGGUCCAGUUCAAACACCACUCGGUGCCUCUUCCCAAGACCAUCUACUCCAGCGAGAUGAAGGAGUGCUACGAGACCAUCGACCGAGCAUUCCCCAACAGUAACAUGCGGUUGUGGCUUCGAGAGAUCAAUCGGGACUUUGUAGCGCAGUGCCAGCAUCUGGUGGUGCGUGACUCUGAUCGAGUGCUUCACGACAAGGUGGAUCCUUCCAGUUUGACCAAGGACGAAAACAUAUGGCUUGAAAUGAUGUCCGACUGGUCGGAGAUUCUGGAAUCAGACAGCAAGAACCAUUUCAAGGAACAAUGGGACGAGUUCCGCGCCACUUACAAGAAGAGCCACCCCGAAGUUGUUUCGUAUCUCAGAAACCAAUGGAUCAAGCCGCACAAGCGCAUCUUGACGGGCUUGUGGACAAACAAUGAAGAGGGACAUGUGUUUGAUCAGAAUGCAUACAUGGAGGGUGCUGCAAAGUUUUUGGAGAGAGCCGCGGGCUGUCAUGGCCUGGAAGACCGUCUGGUAGCUAUUCAGACUGCCUACAGAGAAAAUCAUCUUACUGAGGGCAGCUCUGGAAAGCGACCAAGCGAUGAGGAUGAGUAUCAGGAGGAUGUUGAUGAUGCAACAAGUAGAAUUAUGAGCAUUCUUCGUGGAGGAGAGAACGAGGAGAAGUCCGGAAUCUCUGAGGACUCUGAGGAAGUGGAAGUAGUGGAGGAUGGUGAGGAAGUGGACGAGGGUGAGAAGCAGGAGGUUUCUGAAAAGGAUACAUCGGUAGAGGAGGAGGAUUCUGAAGUGAAAGAGGAGGAAGAGCAUGAGGAGGCAGAAAUGGAGGUAUCUGAGGUGGGUUCUGAAGAGGAGGACUCUGAAGAAGACUCUGCAGAUGCCUACGAAGAGGAGAGGACUGACGAGUCGGGCGAGAGUGAUGUUGAAGACACAAAGAAAUCUGCAACUCGGGCUGUGAAAACUGUGAACCACCCGACUACUCCUCGAAAAGCUACUGUACAAGCAGGCGCUCCAACCUUGAUAGGUCACCUCCCCCUCGCACUGGUUUCUCCUACAGCCACGACUUUGAUGCCUCCCAGGAUGACACCACUUGGAGAGGUAUUCCUUCACGUUCCGGGAAUUGGCUAUUUGCCUGAAUGGCGUGCUCUAGAGUUACAGAAAGAAUUUGAAGAAGCUAAGAGAAAGCAGGAUGCGGAGAGAGAGGAAGAUGUGGUGAUGUUGGAUGUCCAUGACUUGGAAAAGGAAAAAGAGGAGGAAGAGGAGGAUGAGGAGGAAGAGGAGGAAGAGGAGGAAGAGGAAGAGGAAGAAAACUCUGGCUUUGAUCCUGAUUCUGGUAAACCCUUGUCAGAGAGUGAAAGGGAGCGAAUAAAGGCGGUCAGAAGAAAUUUGCGUCUGGAAGGAUCCGGUACGGAACUUGAAAGGUUGCUAAAUUCUAACAAGCGUUCAAGAAGUGGGAGAUCACGUCCAUCUCUGGAUGGAACCAGGAAGAGCAUUACUGAGAUCCCUAAUGAAGGGAAAGGCGGUGUUGCAUCCGAUACUUUUGUUGCAGAUGUCGACGGGUCGUCAGCCAGCAAACGAUCGAGAAGAGGUCAGCAGCGAGCGUCUUCUACGGUUGCUACGCUAAAGACGCCCAAACCCAAGAACAAGACUCAAGAAAAGAGUGCUGAGUCGGAGCAGCCUGUAAAGCGGGGACCAGGAAGGCCACGAAAACACCCUCUCGGUAAGGAGCCUAAGGCGGCUGUAAUAAAGCGGGGACCACGAGGGCCGUAUAAAAAACGUGUCCUGUCCGCAGCUACGGUUUAUGAUUCUGAUUCCGGGGAUGCUGCCGAGCCGAAGACGUCUGGAAUGAAAAGCUCUGACACUCCUACGAAAUCCAGAGGUCGAACGCGAGCUGCACGACGUUCAACGAUGGUUUCUGAGGAUGAGGAAGAGAAGGACAGGGAGAAGAAAGAUUCAGUGAGAGAUUCUCCUGCAGAUACAGUGAGCUCUUCUUCUGAGGACGAGCCUGUGGUGGCAGUUCCAAAGAAGAGUCCAAGGAGUAUCAGCGUCAACCCCACCACCAAGCCUACCGCGAAGAAGACUACUGCAGCAGCCUCUAAUUCCAAGUCAUCUCCCACCCAGACUAGAACUCGCAGAUCGAUGGCGUCAAAGGAGAACUCUACAGGAGUUUUAACAGAAACCCCCACCGCAGUUUCCAAGACGGUGACUCCACGAGUUGCUAGUGCAAAGUCGACACCGAUACAAACCAGCCAGUCUCCCAUCCAGACUAGAACUCGCAGAUCGAUGGCGUCAAAGGAGAACUCUACAGGAGUUUCAACAGAAACCCCCACCGCAGUUUCCAAGACGGUGACUCCACGAGUUGCUAGUGCAAAAUCGACACCGAUACAAACCAGCCAGUCUCCCAUCCAGACUAGAACUCGCAGAUCGAUGGCGUCAAAGGAGAACUCUACAGGAGUUUCAAAAGAAACCCCCACCGCAGUUUCCAAGACGGUGACUCCACGAGUUGCUAGUGCAAAGUCGACACCGAUACAAACUAGCCAGUCUCCCAUCCAGACUAGAACUCGCAGAUCGAUGGCGUCAAAGGAGAACUCUACAGGAGUUUCAAAAGAAACCCCCACCGCAGUUUCCAAGACGGUGACUCCACGAGUUGCUAGUGCAAAGUCGACACCGAUACAAACUAGCCAGUCUCCCAUCCAGACUAGAACUCGCAGAUCGAUGGCGUCAAAGGAGAACUCUACAGGAGUUUCAAAAGAAACCCCCACCGCAGUUUCCAAGACGGUGACUCCACGAGUUGCUAGUGCAAAGUCGACACCGAUACAAACCAGCCAGCCCACAUCAAACUCGACCUCAGGCACUUCGAGUUCCAAGCAGAAUCGGUUGUCUUUUGCUUCCAAGUCGACUCCAGGGCCCAAGAGGACCCCAGAGAAUGCACCUUCGAAUUCGACUCCAAAGUCGUCUUCGCAGACUUCUUCGAAGACAGUCACUGAGUCACCUACUCAGAAGACUACACCAAGGCCAGCUUCCAAGGCGACGUCCAAGGCGACGUCCAAGGCGACGUCCAACGGCACUCCGAAGUCAGUCUCCUCCAAGACGACCCCCAAAUCAACCCCGUCAGAUUCCAUGUCUCGGAAACGACCGACUGAGGAGGCUGGAUCUGGGUCUGGCCGGAAGGGCAAGAAGCAGCGCAAGUCUGAUGUCACUCAGAACGGAGUGUCCAAGGCCGAUACACCCACCAAGAGAAAAAACAGCCAGUCUCGUCCUUCGCUGGGUCAGAGAAUUUUGGGAUUCUUCAAAUAG
Yarrowia lipolytica CLIB122 is the source of this 3645-nucleotide messenger RNA. RefSeq lists its product as uncharacterized. The record is from RefSeq and is a predicted model, not a curated record. NCBI's taxonomy places the organism in Eukaryota, Fungi, Ascomycota, Dipodascomycetes, Dipodascales.